Zingiber officinale is the source of this 3035-nucleotide messenger RNA. RefSeq names its product mitogen-activated protein kinase kinase kinase 5-like. The transcript is spliced from 11 exons. The record is from RefSeq and is a predicted model, not a curated record. Bases 298 to 2550 code for a protein of 750 amino acids. Gene Ontology annotation, biological process: protein phosphorylation. Gene Ontology annotation, molecular function: protein kinase activity; ATP binding. Lineage: Eukaryota; Viridiplantae; Streptophyta; Magnoliopsida; Zingiberales; Zingiberaceae.
UAAAAAUAUCUAUCUUUGUUUGCCAAAGCAAAGUAGCAGGUAAACAGUUUGACUUUCUGCCGCUGGUGCGUACGCGAAGCCGCGUAAGGCAGCGAUGCUCGCAGACAAGAUCUAGGCGAAGCCCACCACCGUCUUUGGCUAUUUCUCCUUCCCCAUUCUGUCCUAGGGUUUCCGGCUUCCACCUUCCUCGUGGGCGAUGCUUUCGGCGAUUCGGUAUUAGGGUUAUAGGGCUUCGUCCUGGCCCCUUGCGUUGAGGCAUCUGCCUCCGUACCAUGGUCGCCCCCUCUCGCCGUCGCCAUGCCUUGGUGGAACCGUAAGAGCGCCGGAUCACCGUCCUCCUCCGCCUCCUCCCCGUCCUCCGCCGCCUCCUCUCCCGGCGCCACCACCCGUAGCCGCUCUAAGGACCUUCACUUCUGGACCCGCCGUGGCGACUCCCAGCGCCGCCUCACUCGCCGCCCCGAGCUUCGCCACUUAAGCGAUGUUGAUGUAGGAGGGCUUUCCUUCGACUCGGUCACCGCCGGUCCGAGAUCCGCGAGCUUGCCCACCGCUUCGCCCUCCCCGGGCAACCUCGACAGCAACCCGGGCAGGACUGUGUCGGCCCCUGUGCUACUCCCGCGCCCGCUUCCUUUGCCUGGGUCCGCGACGCAGGAAGCUGCGUCUCCUCAUCGGGAUUCAGCGCAUGUAUCGGCUUUGGGGUUUGGGUUCCCGUCACCUAACUCAGCGCGCUGCCGCCUUCCUUCUCCAUCAGAGUUUACGAACAGAUCAGACGGUAAUGAAGGGGCUCAUGUGGCGACAGAAGUUUCCACUGUCGUCGAGCCAUGCCAUGAUAGGAUCUCCCCAGCUGGUGAAGUUGGAAGUAGGUUGCCUCACCCGAUUUCAUCCAGUAGUUCAGAGCAAAGAGGCAUCUCAAUGAAUGGUUUUACUUUUAGAAAUCAGAGAAAGCUGUUUCAAGAUCCAAAUUAUGCUGGAGCUUCUGCCUUCAGGCUCAAUAUACCUUCAAAAAGUGUUCCAACAAGCGGGUUCUCAAGUCCUGUGCACAGUCCUUUGUGUAGCCCACGAAGAUCGAGUAAUGUAGAUUUUUCUACUUUUGCCAUUGCUACUCCAGGACAGCAGGUCUGGUCUUCUCCAGAGAGAUCAUCCACAGAAUUGCUGCCAGCUUUCUCUCCAGACAAAGUUGUUCAGAGUCCAGAUCAUUCACCACGUAACAGUCCAACAAUUAGAAGUCCUGACCCAAGAUCCCGGAAUCUCAGUACACCUUCAUCCCCUUUAAACACAAAAAUGUUUGGUGAUAACUCUGCAUCUUCUCCUGAGAAUGGUGGUAAUGUUAAUGGACACCCACUUCCUCUUCCUCCUGGAGCUGUAUCUCCUGCACACUCAGGGAAUGGUGUGAAACCUGAGGCAUUGAAAAGUCAGUGGAAGAAAGGAAAGCUUAUUGGAAGUGGCACAUUUGGGAAUGUUUAUGAGGCCACCAACAGGCGCACAGGAGCUUUAUGUGCAAUGAAAGAAGUUAAUAUAAUUCCCGAUGAUGCCAAAUCUUCAGAAUGCAUAAAACAGUUGGAGCAGGAAAUAAAGUUUCUUAGCCAGUUUGAGCAUCCAAAUAUUGUCCAGUACUAUGGGAGUGAAACUAUUAAUGAUCAGCUUUACAUAUAUCUAGAGUAUGUUCAUCCUGGCUCAAUUAGUAAAUAUGUUCGUGAACAUUGUGGGGCUAUGACAGAAUCAGUUGUCCGCAAUUUCACUCGUCAUAUUCUCAAAGGGUUAGCCUACUUGCAUAGUAAGAACAUAAUGCACAGGGAUAUCAAAGGAGCAAAUUUGCUCGUUGAUGUACAUGGCGUUGUCAAGUUAGCUGAUUUUGGGAUGGCAAAACAUCUGAGUGGUGCAGCAGGGGCUCUUUCAUUAAAAGGAUCGCCAUAUUGGAUGGCUCCUGAGGUUAUGCAUGCAACAAUGAACAAAGAUAUUGGGUAUGAUCUUGCUGUUGAUAUUUGGAGCUUGGGUUGCACUAUUAUUGAGAUGUUUACUGGCAAACAACCUUGGAAUGGUUUAGAAGGGGCUGCAGCUAUGUUCAAAGUCUUGCAUAAGGACCCGCCAAUACCUGAAUCAUUGUCUGAUGAGGGCAAAGACUUUCUGCGAUCCUGCUUUCGUAGGAAUCCUGCCACAAGGCCAACUGCCUUAGUGUUGCUUGAACAUCCAUUCAUAUGGCCCUCCCACUAUAACUACCAUAUCCUUGGUAAUCUCCAAGGGUUAGCAGGGACUAAAACAAUUGAAAAUACUGCCAGCCCAAGAGAGAAAAGUAAAUCACGAACUGAGCUGUGUGUUAAAGGAAAAGGCUCAUGCAAUGGGGAAAAUAGUCACUGUCUAGAAACUUCUGAGACAGCAGUUUCUACUGUAUCACGUUCUGUUCCUGAGAGUACUCCGGGCUUGUUGUCCCCACAGCCAAGUCAUAGUAGAUUGAACUCAGCUAGCAAUCCUGCAAAUACUCUGAAUGGUGUGCUGUUGGACACAGGAAAUUUCCAGCUGUAUGCAUUACCCAAGCCACAUGAGAAAGUUCACUAGAACGGCUUAUGAUUAAACUUUCGUGCAGGAUUGUGCCAAACUUACUGGACGAAUCCCAAGAUUCCGCAUACCCAUGGCUUUAAAAUGAAACAAAGACUAUGCAAGGAUUCAAUGUUGUGGUCGUCCAAUGCCAUUACCCCUUCAUUUCCAUGGUGUUUCUUUAUCAUAGGUUAAGGUAGGAAUUAUCAUUAAUCACGGGGUUACAUUUUCUGUUUUUUUUUAACCUUUAGAUCCUCAGAAUUAGCUUGCUUCAACCUGCUGAUAGUAAUCUGGGAAACAUUCGCUGUCACUGUAAAUUUUAUUGUAUUCUAGCAUUUUAUCAAGGGUAGAAAUUGCCUCAAAUCCCAGUUGUAGAAGUUUUUAGUAUAUUGUGAGAGCAAAAUGCAGAUAUAAUGUAGUGAUUUUAAUAGUAACUGCAGAUAUAAUCUGUAACUCAUUUUCUUGCUUCAUGUAAUGCCAAUUUCUGUCAACAGCAUUGGUCGAUA